Messenger RNA from Staurois parvus, 362 nucleotides. NCBI's taxonomy places the organism in Eukaryota, Metazoa, Chordata, Amphibia, Anura, Ranidae. The record is from the annotation of a GenBank genome assembly.
AUGGGGCCCCCGGGCAAUAGGGGAUCAUGGGGCCCCUGUGUCCUUGCGCAAACUCAAAAAAGCCUAUGAAAAAGUCUCAUUGCCCCAUGGCCCAAUACCAAUCCACCUCCAGCCUGGAUCAUCCACCAUUCAGCCCACUUCUGGUGACCCCAGGGUGUCGGGGAACCACCCACUGAGUUCCAUACAGGGGCGGACUGACAACUCAUGGGGCCCCCAGGCAAUAGGGGAUCAUGGGGCCCCUGUGUCCUUGCCCAAACUCAAAAAAGCCUAUGACAAAGGUACCAGGGGCGUCUCAUGGGGCCCCCUACUGACCCCGGGCCCUUGGGCAGCGCCCGAGUUUCCAAAUGGUCAGUCCGCCCCUG